CGCUCCUGUUGCUCUCCCCGCUCCAUCCCAUCUCAUCCAAAAGCAGCGGGGCUUUUAAACAGACGCGGCUCCUGCGAGUAGAGGGAGGAAAGAUCUGAAGAAAUCCCAGAGGAUGGCUUCUGAUGCCAGUCAUAUGCUGGAAGCAGCUUUGGAGCAAAUGGAUGACAUCAUUGCAGGCACAAAGUCAGCCACAGAGUAUGCUAAUGGUGGUUAUGAUAUUGUGUCACCUGCUCCAUCAGUUUACCUGGGCACAUUUCAAAUUCUGCACCUCCUGGAAGAUCUGAAGAUGGCCCUGGAGAUGCUGGAGGACCCUCAGGAGAAAGAAGCUCUGAGGAACCAAAUCCCAGGGGCCACAGCACUGUGUCUGAGGGAGUGGUUUGAGGAGAACCUGUCACAGGUGAACCAUCAUUCAUCCAAUAAUGAAACUUAUCAAGAAAGGCUGGCACGAUUAGAGGGUGAUAAAGAGUCCCUCAUCCUUCAGGUGAGUGUUCUCACAGACCAGGUGGAAGCUCAAGGAGAGAAAAUCCGGGACUUAGAAAUCUGUCUGGAGGGGCACCAGUUGAAGCUGAAUGCUACAGAAGAAAUGCUCCAACAGGAGCUGCUAAGUCGCACAUCGCUCGAGACUCAGAAAUUAGAUCUGAUGGCUGAAGUUUCAGACCUGAAGAUUAAGUUGGUUGGUAUGGAAAAGGAGCAGAGUGAAUAUGAAGAGAAACAGAACAAAGCUGAGGGUUUGCUACAGGAACUCAGACACCUCAAAAUUAAAGUGGAAGAACUGGAGAACGAAAGAAAUCAGUACGAGUGGAAAUUGAAAGCAACCAAAGCUGAGAUAGCCCAGCUCCAGGAGCAGCUGGCUCUCAAAGAUGCAGAGAUAGAACGUUUGCAGAGUCAGCUCUCCAGGACCUCCUCAUACACUGAAGUGGCAGAAAGAGACCAAGAAGUUCAGAGGUUGAAGAUAGGAAUGGAGACAUUAUUGGCUGCAAAUGAAGAAAAGGACCGUCGGAUAGAGGAGCUGACACUACUGCUAAGCCAGUACAGGAGGGUCAAGGACAUCAUGAUUGCAGCUCAUGGCUCUCCUGUCUCUGGUGGCUGUGAAGAGGAACUUGAGGCAACUUUAAUGAAGUGGAAUCUUCUGAAUAACUCUCAAGGGGAAUUACUGAAAACAGAGGCCUCUGCAGGAGAGUUGUCACCAGCUGUGCUCCCUCCAGUGCCACACAAAAACAUGGAAAUCAGUGGAAGCAGUCCAGUACCUUCAAGUAAUUUAACCUCUCAGCAGGAAGACUCUUUGGAAGUCACAAAUAGGGCUCCACAGAAAAAAAAGUCCAGUAGUUUAGAAGACUUGCAGAGUGAAUCCUUGGAAAAGUAUGUAGAUGGAAAACCAGCACAGCCUGUUGUAGAACAAGAGAGUAAGCCAGUGGGGAAAGGCAGCAAGUACCAGACGCUGCCAGGAAAGCUGCCCCGAGCCCUGCAGAACGGGGAGCAGGGAAUGUACAGCUCCCCAGAGGGAUGUGGCACCAGUGACAACGGUGACAGCAGCGUCCCUGGCCUGAAUCGCGGCAGGAGUGUCAGUGCACCCGUGCUAGGGGAAACAGAGAACAUGGAUGGUACAGUGGUCUCGGAUGACCUCUCACCUUCGGGAACAGAUUCAGGUCCACAAUCUCCAUGGGCUCCAGAAAACAGAAAGAGUCCAAAAGGGAUCAAGAAAAUCUGGGGAAAAAUUCGAAGGACUCAGUCAGGUAACUUCCCUGCAGACGACCUGGGGCUGGCCGAGUUCCGGAGGGGAGGUCUGCGGGCAACAGCUGGACCGCGCUUAUCCCGAUCCAAGGACACCAAAGGCCAGAAGAGCGACCACAAUGCCCCCUUUGCCCAGUGGAGCACUGAAAGAGUUUGUAACUGGCUGGAGGACUUUGGCCUGGGCCAGUACGUGAUUUUUGCCCGGCAGUGGGUGACAUCAGGCCACACGCUGUUAACUGCCACUCCUCAGGACAUGGAAAAGGAAAUGGGAAUAAAGCAUCCACUGCACAGGAAGAAAUUGGUUUUGGCCAUUAAAGCUAUAAAUGCAAAGCAAGAUGAGAAGUCUGCACAACUUGAUCAUAUCUGGGUGACACGGUGGCUUGAUGACAUUGGCUUGCCUCAGUACAAAGACCAGUUUCAUGAAUCCAGAGUAGAUGGGAGGAUGUUGCAGUACUUAACUGUGAAUGACCUUCUCUUCCUGAAAGUCACCAGUCAGCUGCAUCACCUGAGUAUUAAAUGUGCCAUUCACGUGCUGCACGUCAACAGCUUCAAUCCCCACUGUCUGCGCAGGAGGCCAGUUGAGGAGAACGUCUCUCCUUCCGACGUGGUGCAGUGGUCCAACCACAGAGUGAUGGAAUGGCUGAGAUCAGUGGAUCUGGCAGAAUAUGCACCCAACCUUCGAGGCAGCGGAGUGCACGGGGGCCUGAUCAUCCUGGAACCUCGCUUCAACGGUGACACGCUGGCCAUGCUCCUGAACAUCCCGCCCCAAAAGACCCUCCUGCGCCGCCACCUCACCACCAACUUCAACGUGUUAAUUGGGCCAGAGGCACAGCAAGAAAAAAGAGAAACCAUGGAGUCAGCAGCAUACACACCUCUGACCACCACUGCCAAAGUUCGGCCAAAGAAACUUGGAUUUUCGCAUUUUGGAAACUUAAGGAAAAAGAAGUUUGAUGAAUCAACAGACUACAUUUGUCCUAUGGAUACAAGCCCAGCUGCUACAAAUGGUACUUCGAAAAACUACGGUGGCUACAAAGGACUUAGUCCUUUCACUGACAGGGAACUGGAUCAGAUGGAACACUCAGAAGGCACAGUAAUGCAAAUAGGGGCUCUUUCCCAAGGCAUAACCCACCUCACAACGUUGCUGAGCCAGGAUGAAAUGCUGAAUGACAGCAGGUUUUUAACACCCACCUUUGAAGACUGGAGAUGAUGCUUCAGCAGGACCAAGAUCACUGCUGGUACCUCACGCCUGCAGGAGUGGCCAGGAGCAGCAGGAUGCCAUGGAGCAGGAAAGCUUUGCCUUUUUCUGCCACUGCCACCUCCCACCUAGCAUUUCCUACUGUCAGUGUAGCCACAGCUUACAGGUAACUCUCCUCUGUGCUGUUUUCCCACAUCAUGUAACAGGAAACAGGAGUUGGGAGAGGAGGGGGACUCAGCUCCAGAGUCUGGAAAGCCAAGACUUGGCAAUGCUUUGUCCUUUCAUUCACUUGACUUUUACAUGCUAUGUUGAUGUACUGUUACGUGAAAGACCUUUUGUAAUUUUUUAUUUUUCUAAUUAACUUGCAGUGCAGGAAUCAUUAACACAUAAUUGUACCACUGGGGCUAAUCAGAGCUGAAUGUUGGUGGGAGCAGCAGCAAUGGCUCACUCACCACUUCUGUGGUCGUGCCAGACUGGUGCCCAGAAAGGAUUUCAGUCUCUCCUCCCUGUCACUGGCACCUGUCCUGCCCUCUCUUUAUCCAAGUCAGUGCACUGUAGGAUGGGAAGAAUGGAGCAUAGUACUGUGCAUCCAGCCCUUGCUUUUAUUAGGAUGACAAGCUGCCUUGUUCACAAAUCUUUACCUAAGGCAAAAACAACUGCAGCAGGAAAUUGUAACUCUGAGACUACCAGGAAAUUACCAGAACAAAACAAAGAUUUAUUUCUUUAAAACACCUGACAAAAUAAAUCUUUUGCUGCUGUACUGGGCUAGACAAGACUGCAUCAGAGGGAAGUAUGGCCUCUCACUUUUUGAGGGGCCCAGGGUGAAGUUGUCCCCUCUACAGCACCAAUUACUUGUGGCAUUUGUUUACAUGUACAUCUCCUGUAUCAAUGAGCCAUUAACAAGCUCUCUUAGUAAACAGAUAAAUGCCAGGAAAAAAAAUCUCCUUAAUUGUAAGGAAAAGUACUUUGUACAGGGCUGGUUUGCAUUACUUUGUCCUUGCUGGCUGCAGGUGCUGCUGUAGAUUGCAAUGUAGCCUGAGGGCAGUCACUGCCAGCCACAACCCUCCCAGAGAAAGAGGGAAGCUCCAGGCUGGCCACAGGAUGCAGCAAGGGCUCUUUGAGAACCUCCUGGGGUGGUUUUUACACAUGAGCCACCCUGUCCUCACUUCACCAGCCUCUCAUGGCAGACCUUGCACUGGAUGGUCAGGUGGAAGAAGAUAAACACGAUUUGAUUGUCCACAGGGGUAAAAUCAAGGCAAAUUCUUUUCAAUCACUGCCAACUGAAAAAAAGGAAUAUUCAGAAAAAUGAGAAGUAAGUCUUUAAAUCUUUCAAAUUACUGAUGUCUUUCAAAUUACUGAUGUUUAAUAAAAGCUAUGAAAUGUACCAGUCUGGCAAUGCAGUCAGUGCUAAUGACCAGCUCAGGUACCAUGAUCAUUUAAAAUACUUUGUCAGGUCAAUUAGCCAACAGACUUAUUACAGCACUGCAAAUGGGAUUGGCUGCUCCAGCUGCCCUGGGAUAUUCCAAACACAAUAUUUCCUAUUUUCUUUCAAUGCUGUAUUUGCAACUCAGUGUGUUGUUGUGCUAACAUGGCUGUGAAUAGUCAAUCCACAAAACAGUUGAUUCUUCUUUUAAAUAUAUGUAGUAAGAAAUCCUAAUUAGCAUAACACUGGUAUAAAUGCUUCUUUUUUGACUGUUAUGAAUAAAUUCUGAAUGUUCCCCUCUC
Molecule: messenger RNA, 4651 nt
Organism: Melozone crissalis (California towhee)
Lineage: Eukaryota; Metazoa; Chordata; Aves; Passeriformes; Passerellidae
Gene: PPFIBP2
Product: PPFIA binding protein 2
Exons: 28
Coding region: 113-2938 (941 amino acids)
Biological process (GO): neuromuscular junction development
Cellular component (GO): presynaptic active zone
Molecular function (GO): protein binding
Source: RefSeq, a predicted model, not a curated record